AUGAGACAAAGUUGGUUCACUCAAGUUUCCGUUCGCGCCAACUCAUUUUCCGCGGCGCGAAGACUGGCGCGAACGGUAACUCCAAACUUCUGCGGAUACCCGAAUGGAAUUCCAAUACGUCAUAUUCCUAGUAUUUGGAUUUUGGUGUGGCUACAGCGCGCCAGUGCGCGCGGCGUCACGGCCACAGCCAAUACCCAACUUUUUUAA
Messenger RNA from Heterostelium album PN500, 207 nucleotides. RefSeq lists its product as uncharacterized. The transcript is spliced from 2 exons. The coding region runs from base 1 to 207 and encodes 68 amino acids. NCBI's taxonomy places the organism in Eukaryota, Evosea, Eumycetozoa, Acytosteliales, Acytosteliaceae. The record is from RefSeq and is a predicted model, not a curated record.